UUUGUGAGCUUUUCUUUAUUGAAAGAAAGCAACAAUUGCGAUAGUGCCAUCUUAAAAUUGAUAAGUGGAGGAACGUACGAUGGAUCCAAAAAUAUCAUUGAACGGCUUGGGGCUUUCCAACAAAAUGUUGAUCGGCAUGGGCGUCAGCCUGGUUGCUGCAGGUGGCGUCGGCUACUUGAUAUAUCGUUACCUGCACCGGGAUCCGAUGCCCGUGAAAUGGCGCCGUGUCGGCACGUUGCAGCAGAUCAACGUGUUUCCAGUUAAAUCUUGUGCUCCGCUGGUGCUCGGUGACCAGGAGGAGUAUGAAUGUGAUGUGCUGGGCAUAGGCAGGGGGAACGUGCGUGAUCGUAAAUUUAUGUUACUCAAUGAUAAUAACGAAAUGAUUACGGCAAGAGGUUACCCGCACAUGCUUCGAAUUCAACCCAAAGCGAUCUCUAAUGGCUUGAUCUUCAGUGCACCGGGCAUGCCCGAUUUGGAAUUGGACUUUUCAGAUUUGGACACGCCCGCCAAGGACGUGCACACCUCAGUGUGGGGCGUCUCAUUAGAUGCCAUGUUGUGCGGCAGCCGCUACGACAAAUGGUUCUCAGAGUACAUACUUAAAAAGGAUUCGGGCUUGAAGCUUGUGUAUUACCCAUACCCUGUGCCAGUGCGUGCAACUAAUCCCCGGCUUAAGAAUAUGCCUUUCAUAACGCAGGAUGAUUCAGGCACCUUCAAUGAUGCAACCAGCUAUAUGCUUAUGAAUUUAUCCUCGAUCGAUGAUCUUAACACGCGCCUGAAGCGCCCCGUUGACCCGCUACAAUUCCGCGGAAACUUUGAGUUGAAAAUGGACGUUGAUGAGCCGUACGCCGAAGACCACUGGCAAUGGAUACGCAUUGGCAACGAGGCUAUAUUUCGUGUAGUUGCACCUUGCACACGAUGCAUUUUGCCGAACAUAAAUGUUCGUACGGCUGAGCGGGACAUCGAUGGUGAACCUCUGAAAACACUUCGCAGCUAUCGUUUGUUCGACUACCCCUCGCCAGCUAUGGGAUUACAUUUGGGUCUCCGGAGUCCAGGAAAUGUUAAGGCCAAUGACAUUGUUUAUGUGGAAGACAAAUAAACAAAGUGGACAUUU
This is a messenger RNA of Drosophila novamexicana, 1111 nucleotides long. It is a transcript of the gene Marc, whose product is annotated as mitochondrial amidoxime-reducing component 1. The coding region runs from base 80 to 1096 and encodes 338 amino acids. The transcript has 4 exons. Gene Ontology annotation, molecular function: pyridoxal phosphate binding; molybdenum ion binding; catalytic activity. Lineage: Eukaryota; Metazoa; Arthropoda; Insecta; Diptera; Drosophilidae. The record is from RefSeq and is a predicted model, not a curated record.